Fonsecaea nubica is the source of this 1416-nucleotide messenger RNA. RefSeq lists its product as hypothetical. The transcript has 2 exons. The coding region runs from base 1 to 1416 and encodes 471 amino acids. The record is from RefSeq and is a predicted model, not a curated record. NCBI's taxonomy places the organism in Eukaryota, Fungi, Ascomycota, Eurotiomycetes, Chaetothyriales, Herpotrichiellaceae. Gene Ontology annotation, molecular function: guanine deaminase activity; zinc ion binding. Gene Ontology annotation, biological process: guanine catabolic process. Gene Ontology annotation, cellular component: cytosol.
AUGAUCCAGAAACGCAUUUAUUUUGGCCGGUUCAUUUCCACCCCGAAGCCUGAUGAGCUGCUGAUACGCACGGGCGCCGUGCUGGUGGACAGGAAAGACGGCAGAGGCGUGAUUGAAAAAGCGGAUUGGACUGUGAACGGGCCAAACGACGCGAUUAGCAAGUUCGGCGUCGAGGCGCCCGUGGUCACUGCUGGGGAUGAUGGAUUCUUCUUUCCUGGUUUUAUUGAUACCCAUAUACACGCUUCGCAAUAUCCCAAUAUCGGCAUAUUCGGAAAGUCGACUCUCCUAGAUUGGUUGACCACAUACACGUUCCCACUGGAAUCGUCGCUCGGCACCGACAAAUCUCCCAUGUACAAAGAUUCCAUUGAGCCACCCGAUCCUCUCGCUCGCGCCAAAGCUGUCUACAACCGGGUGGUCUCCAAGACUCUCUCUCUCGGGACGACAACCGCGUCAUACUAUGCCACUAUUCACGUUGAGGCGACGAAUCUUCUUGCCGACAUUACGUUCAAGAAGGGUCAAAGGGCGUUUAUUGGACGAGUAUGCAUGGAUCGACCCGAAGCCUGUCCAGACUACUACAGAGACGAAAGCACCGAGCAGACGAUAGCAAACACGAAAGCCAGCAUCGAAUAUUGCAGAUCCCUGGACCCCUCAGGAGAGCUCGUGGCUCACAUCAUCACUCCGAGGUUUGCCCCCAGCUGUCUGCCCGAAACACUAUCCCAACUAGGCACAUUAGCCAAGGAAGAAGAUCUCAGAGUGCAGACGCACAUCUCAGAGAACCUGAACGAAGUGAAAUGGGUCCAGGAGUUGUUUCCCGACCAGUCGAGUUAUGCAGGGGUCUAUGACCAUCAUGGCUUGCUGACACCACGAACGAUCCUGGCGCACGCAGUACACCUCAGCCAGGAAGAGAUGCAACUGGUCAGGCAGAGGAAAACCAAAGUCAGUCACUGUCCCGCGAGCAAUAGUGCACUGGGGAGUGGAUUGUGCCCGGUGCGGGCGUUGCUGGAUCAAGGGAUCGAAGUGGGCUUGGGCACAGAUAUCAGCGGCGGGUAUAGCCCCAGCAUACUUGAUGCGGUGCGGAACGCUUGCAUUGUGAGCCGACACGUUGGGUUCUUGAAUGGUGGUGACAGCAAGUACAACCUCAGCGUUGCAGAAGGACUGUGGUUGGCGACAAUGGGUGGCGCCAAAGUAGUAGGGAUGGAAGGGAGGCUGGGUGGCUUCGACGAGGGCAUGCUCUGGGACGUCCAGGAGAUCGUGAUGGGGGAUGUUGAUGCUAGUGGAGGAGGGGUCGACACAGGGGUGGACAUCUUUGGCUGGGAAUCCUGGGAGGAUCGAGUUGCCAAAUGGGUGUGGAAUGGCGACGAGAGGAAUGUCAAACGAGUCUGGGUGGGAGGGAGGCUGGUACACGAGAGGGGAUGA